AUGUUAGUGUAUUCAGAAGUCAAUUCUCCAGCAAGACAAUUAUUUUCAUGUUGCAAUGACUGCUCUAUAGAUAAAGCACUUUUGACUAGAAUGAGACAAGAAGAAGCUGAGGAUUUAAUAGCAUUAUCAACUAAAAAACUACAAGAAAUUUAUGACUUCGACAGUGAAUAUUUGACAUCAAAAUUUUUUUCAAGAAAUUCAACACAAUCCAGUAACGUACUAACAUAUCCAUUUAAAUGUUCCUCGACAUCGGCAUUUAUUGCCAAACAGAGUGAUUAUGAAAAAAUUCGACCGAAAGAUACUUGGCAUUGGAAGUAUACUGACACAACUAGUCAAUAUAUACCGUCGUUUUAUCUCAACAAACUACAUCAUUCAAAUCAUCAUAUAUCAAUAACUCAGAUUGAACAUUUUGACCCUUCAAAAACACCACAUAAACGAAUAAAGUAUGUGCAACCCAGUUAUUCGAUAACUGAUGGCAAUCGUAGCCUACAAUUCGAACUGAAGAAUAAUAAGAUAGAGAAGAAGAGUGUACUAAACCCAAUUAACUCAUGGAAUAUACCGGUGAGAAAGUGGUUUUAUAUAAUUGACGUUCGACACAUAAAGAACGCAUCCUCCAAUAAUCCGCCUCCUAAACAUAAUUUGUUCAUGCAAAUAAAUGAAAUCACACUGACUAAAAGUACUUUACUAAAUCAAAUUCCUUUAAACAGGACAAGAAAUUUAUUGAAUAAUUCUGAUGUCAGUAAAUGUGGGAAAACCAAAUCCUAUUUAACACCCGAAAUCUGUCGAGAAGAAUUCAUAAAACUAAGUAAAUCCAGUUCAUUGAGCAGAAAAUAUCGUCAAAUCACAAUAUUAAGUAAGUUUAUACCAUAG
Schistosoma guineensis is the source of this 870-nucleotide messenger RNA. Lineage: Eukaryota; Metazoa; Platyhelminthes; Trematoda; Strigeidida; Schistosomatidae. The record is from the annotation of a GenBank genome assembly.